Molecule: messenger RNA, 2409 nt
Organism: Owenia fusiformis
Lineage: Eukaryota; Metazoa; Annelida; Polychaeta; Sabellida; Oweniidae
Source: the annotation of a GenBank genome assembly
UAGUAUACUAUAUGUAUGUCGUGUAUAUAAAGUGAGCUCAAUAUAAACCCGAACUUGGAGUAAAGUAGUAUAGAUCCGAAUACUACGUUGUAAUGUGAAUGGCACUCUCUUUGUUCACCGUGAAUUAUAAGUGGAACUAAGAAAUAUUAACCUAUAUGGAGGAUGAUACACCGUAUGUCACAAUAUUAUCGAGGCUGAAAAUUAGAGGAUACUAAUUGGAAAUUCUUAAGGGAUGAUACACGUUACAUCAUGUUGAAGCUGAGCGCCAUCUAUGCAUUUUGCAAGCCAUGGCCAGUAUGAAGAAAGGAUGUCUUUUGUUACUGAUGUUCACUGCAACUACAACAGUUGUCCUGUUAUAUUGGAGGACGAUGAACUCCAAGCCACAAAUGGCAACAACCAUACCAGGCCUUCAUUUUGGAGAGUUAGCGUCAAAUGAAACACAAACCAGAGGAACGUCUCCUGUCAUGGUGUCUAAUGUAACCCCUGGGGUAAUUAAAGCACUGGCUAACAGGACUGGAAACGUUACAUUGGUUGUCGUCAUACUGAGUCAGGCACACAACUACCACAUUGCAAAGGCCAACAAAUUGAGGUUAGCAUUGGAGAAAGAACUCGCACAAGAGGACAAAGUAUACCUGUCACAUGAAGAAUGGCCCUUCGACAGCGCUUGGACGAUAUUGCCUAUUAUCCCCGAUAUUUUACAUUCUCACAAUCAUGCAGGUGAGAAUCUAUGGCUUCUGUUCUUAGAAGAUGAGACUGAUGUUUGGCCUGAUAAACUGAAGGAUCUAUUACAAGGAUUCAAUCCAAAUGAACCAUGGUUUCUUGGACGGGCGUCGGCAGAUGAAACACCUUCUGUAAUUCAUCAGUAUAUUGUUGGUAAAUCAAGACCCAUUCUUUAUCCUGACGUGUCAACUGGAUUCUGCCUCAACUGGCCUGCUUUAGAGAGAUUAGAGAGGAGGCUCAAGGCAGGGACAUCGACGAUUCCAAACUCCUUCGUGCACGAUCCAAUUUUUGAGUUGGCCUAUUAUAUGAACACAAAAUUGACGAACGUUUCGAGGUUCUGUUCCUGGGAUAAUCUGAAGGCUGGAUGUGCAACAAAAAACUUGAAACAAAGCCCGCAAUGUGGUGGUGGAAGUUCGAAAACGUACAUACACUUUGCAGUCAAGAUAUGUGAAAGGCUGAUAGAAAGGGUUAGUAGGUCGUCGUUAAUCUGGAUAAAGAAUGUCACUGCGAGUAUGGUUUCAUUCUACACUGAUGUGGCACCAGUGAAACAAAUGCGAGGUGGAAAAUUAUUUGGCCAAGAUGUUGUCAUAGUUGGACGUAACAAUACUAGCCCGGUUGGGGGAUGCGGCCGACUAUAUAUCAUUCUGCAACAUUUCGUCAACGAUCCACGAUUCCUCAACACCCACUGGCUGUUAAUUGCAGACGACAACACUCUGAUUAGCGUUAAGAGAUUGAAUGAUUUAUUGCGUUGCUAUGAGGGAGAUGGUCCGGUAGUGUUGGGCAAGAGAUGGGGUCAUGGUAUGACACUUGGAAACAAAAACGCAGUGACCUAUCCGACAGGUGGCGCUGGAAUCGCAAUAAACAAGGCUGCUGCGGAACGUAUUGUGCAUACAACGUGGAUUCAAUGUGAAGAUACACGUGCUGCGGACGACUACACGUUAGGUGUAUGGCUAAAGCUACUCGCAAUUCCAGUUAUUAAUUCUGAAGCGUUUCACCAGGCAGAACCACAUCAGUAUCCCAUUGAGCAUUUGAAAAGGGUUAAGUCCGUGUCAUUCCAUCCUUACAACAAAGCAAAUGUAAAGUGGGACACGGACGAAUGGAGAAAUAUGCGACAAGUCUCCAUGAACUGGUUGAAUGAUACAGGCGACUGAAUGAAGUUAUUCGACAAGUGUAUAUGAAAUGGUUGACAAAUACAGGCGACUGUAGGAAGUUAUGCGCCACGUGUAUAUGAACUGGUUGAAUGAUACAGGCGACUGAAGGAGGUUACGGGUGGGGUGAUGUCAAACUUUCUUGCAUUGAAAUGUCUUCUACUCUAGUAGUCGCUAUGCAUUAUCACCUGGUUUGACCUCUAGAUGAGGUCAAAACCAUCAUCAUACUUGAGCAACAUAGAGCUUCUAAAGAUGCUCUGUAAAACCUUGGGAAGUCGGUGGUCUAUGUGAGGUGGAUGACAUACUUGGACUUGGUUAAUUACAUUUACUUGGCUAGUUUCAUUUCCUUGUUUGGUUUCAUUUCCUUGGCUAGUUUCAUUUCCUUGUUUGGUUUCAUUUCCUUUGCUAAUUUCAUGUCCUUGUUUGGUUUCAUUUCCUUGGCUAAUUUCAUUUCCUUGGUUAGUUUCAUGUACUUGGCUAGUUUCAUUUCUUUGGUUAGUUUCAUGUACUUGGUUAGUUUCAUUUCCUUGGCUAGUUUCAU